Molecule: messenger RNA, 4176 nt
Organism: Clupea harengus (Atlantic herring)
Lineage: Eukaryota; Metazoa; Chordata; Actinopteri; Clupeiformes; Clupeidae
Gene: eps15l1b
Product: epidermal growth factor receptor substrate 15-like 1
Exons: 5
Coding region: 1434-1715 (93 amino acids)
Biological process (GO): endosomal transport; endocytosis
Cellular component (GO): plasma membrane; cytoplasm; clathrin coat of coated pit
Molecular function (GO): calcium ion binding; cadherin binding
Source: RefSeq, a predicted model, not a curated record
AUGUGUGUUUCCCUCUCUGAACCUUUCACACUUGUCAUUUACCCUGUAGGAGAAGAAAAUAGGAAAAUUGCUAUAAUGCAGCACAUCCUUGACAAGGUCGUCAGUCAUCGUCCAUUUUUUGUUUUUGUUGUAGUCAUUUAUAGUUUUUUUUUUUUAUUGUUAUUAUUAUUUUAAGCAGAGGUUUUAGUGAAAUAUGUGUGUAGCCUCACAUUUUCCUGUGGUUGAAGUCUAUAUUUAGGAGUCCGACCUACGCAUUUAACGGCUGUCCGGCUGAAAAUAGUGGAGAGGAACAAGCAUUGCUUUGUGGCCAAGCAUAACAGAAAAGCUCAGGCUCUCUAUUCAGCAGCACAGGCAUACCUGAGAGAGAGAGAGAGAGAGAGAGAGACUCUCUCAAUUCCCCAUUUAACCACAGCAGCUCAAGCGGGGGAUCUGUUUUUACACUUUCUCUUUUCACUCUUGCCUUUGUCACACACACAUACAUGCGCAUAUAACAUGCACAGACAUACACAUUUACCCAUACAUACACCCACGCACGCACACACAGGCACAAUUACCGAUACACAGAUACACAUACAAGCGUGCACUCCCUCACGCACACACGUAAACAUACACACACAACCCAUUUGUGUCCCUUGUUUUUCUUGCUUCACUCUCUCUUCUGAAGGAUGUUGUUUUAGUUUAUGAGAAACACACAGGCUGUGGAUGCACAUACAUGUGCGUAAAACACACACAGCUCAGCUUGUUUAACACACUCCACACGUAACACCCUCCGAGGUGAAAAAGGAACGAGAGAGGAAAAAACACGCACCGGCACAUACCAGCGUCUUGGAGAAUAAUAACUGGAUUCAUACCCUCAUGAAUGUCACCCUUGAAACCUCAAGCUCACAACAAACAGAUUCUGUUACAAAGUUUUGUUUUGUUUCUCUUUUUUCCCCCGCUUUUUUUGUUUUGCCUUCGUCGACCCGCAUUUGUCAAUUUAUUCAUUAAGCCUGACGCAUGCCCCAGUGUGGCAAACAGAGGCCCUGUCGUUGAGAAGGCAACAGAGGGGCCACUUACUGGCCCUAAUGAGUUAAUUAGAGACAUACGUCAGGCGCAACAAAAAGGCGUUUUUUGCUACCCUGGUAAGUCAUGGAAAAACCAAACGGUCGUGCCACAUACCCCUCACUCUUAAAAUAGUACCUGGCCGUUUGAAUAAACUGAGAUUGUUGGGGGAGGGGUGGGUUGGGGGUUGAGAGUGUGUGGUUUUUCAGGAAUUUUGCAUUACUAGAUGUUUCCAUUAAGUUGUGUGUGUGUAUGUGUUCUUUUUUUUUCCCUUCUACUUCCCCCCACGUCUCUUCCAUCUUGCUCCCUCACUCCUAGAUCCGUUUGGAAAAGAGGACCCCUUUGCGAACAGCGCCUUUGGAGGUGGGAGUGGCUUUGCCGACUUUGGGCAAAUGUCAAAGGGUUUCUCUGGGUCGGCUUUUGAGAGGAGGCCUUCCCAUCCUCCUAAGAAGAACGUUCCUUCCAGGCCAGCUCCUCCUCCCUAUAGCUCUGGUCAGGGUACACCGGGACACUCCAUGGGGCCAUCGGGUCAUGUUGUGAGUAGAGGCCAUAGAGGCAUGCCCGCUUCUUUGGCUGGAAUUGCUGCUGUGCAGGAAGUGGCAAGUUUGGAAGUGAGGCGGAGCAGCUGGAGUGGGCCAAGCGGGAGAGCGAGCGGGCGGAGCAGGAGAGGAUGAGACGACUCCGUCAGCAGGAGCAGGAGGACCUGGAGCUGGCCAUUGCCCUCAGCAAAACGCUCACCUGAAUCCUCUCCUGAUGCCUUCUCCUGAACAUAUACAGUACACACCUGAACCUUCUCCUGGAGGCCUUCUCCUGAACAUCUCUGUGGUCACAACAUUGACUUUGCACUACUUUCCCAACCCUGACCCCUGACGUCCCUCUGCAACACAUUCAGACUGCUGACCUAGAGGAUCUACUCAAAUGAAUGAUCACUCCAGGCAUCUCACAGGCUUCUCACACCCUCCCUCGAUGCUUCCCUUUAGCACAUUUUAAACUCUUACAUGAUGCCACACUGCUAACAUAUUGCAAUAUGCUCCCCUGAAACCUGUCCUGGACAUAAUGCUCACCUGAAGAUUCUUCGGGAAUUGUUCAGCAUAGUCAUGUGAAACCUCACCUGAAGACACUCAGAACACCCUCUUGAACACCCUCUUGACCUGAUCCCUCUCUCCACAGCACCCUACAAGUCAGUGUGAACACCAUUCUCUAAAUAACUCCAUGUCCCAAACUCCAAAACACACUCAAAGGCUGUCCCCGUCUUCAUCUGAAAAUUGUCCUUUGAAAAUGAAAAUCUUUACCAAAUAAGUCCUCUUAUCUUAUAACUCUUCUGGACUCUUCUCCUCUCCUCUCUCGUCACCUGAAGCUGCCGUUGGCUCUGCUUAGUCUAAGCCUUUAAAAGCCUCAAAGUUCUCUGUUAUGUAUGUAUAUAUGGACUAUUGAGUAUAUAUUGAUUAAGUAAUUAUGAAUGCACUGUAGAAAAGUAGACUAAUGAUUGUUCACGCCACUUUAGUCUGUCAGGGCAUCUUUAAUUGUAUGCAUUAAAGCAUUGGGGCUCCUUCUGUAGACUGUGGAUAGCGACUUUCCAAAUGUUUGGAAGGCUUUUCAGUUUCCUAAUGCAAAAAAGUAUCCAGUACCUCUAUAGUGUUUGUAUUUAUCUCUGAAAUAUUCACAUGUAGCCUCUCAAACCAAAAAAGGUCGCCUGUGUGGGUGCUGGAUGUGUGUGGAAGUGUUUACCUGCCUAGAAAGUGUCCUUUUCAAAACCUUGUCUUAGUUCAUCUUUUCCCUAUGAAAACAACGCGCUAGUCUGUUCUGAAAUGACUUGCAUCUGCUGUGCCUGUCAUUUCAUUUUACAUUUUUAGCCUUCAAGGGAAAAAAUGGAAAAAUAAAAAUGUAAGAACUCCUCUACCUAACGGUUGAGGUACAAAGGACACAAAGGGAUGUAUAACCCAAAUUAUAGGACACCACUUUAAGCAUUAUGUGUGCUUGUGUCAGACUGCAUGGUUAUGUAACGGCAGGUCCUUUAAAACAGUAGAGCCUUUCCUCUCCGAUGUUUUUGCACUGUGGGAUAGAACUGUAAUACUAAUAAGCCUUAAUCUGUCAUUCGUUUGGAGGUCAUCAGAAGAUGUGAUGUUAUGAGAUGUAAUGCGUUGCUGCAUUUGGCCGUUUUUCAAGCUCAUUUUGUUAAAAGUUUUUUUUUUGCUUUUAACAACCAAAGACUUUGAACAAUGAUUUUUGAAGCUUUUGAAAACGAAUCCUAAUGAAGUCUAAAUAAGAGAUCAGGGACAUGACAUGACAUUUGCUCUGUUUGCUUCGGAAGGGUAUCUUGUUUUCUGUUGCUUGGUGUACAACUCUUUUUUUUCCGUCUGUUACCUUAUGAUUUGUUUUUGGAGGUGUUGGUUAAUACUACUAUAUUGUACUAUAAAUGACUAGAUUCAUAUACAUAUAUACAUUUCUUUAGUCUUCUGUGUCUGCCUUUUGUGUUUUUAAUAUUGUUGUUAUAGCUAGGUGCUUUUUAGUACAUCUAGACCUGCACUGUACUGUAAGGGGGAAAGAAAUAGAGUAGAUGUCUGCUUUUGAUUAAGGAUAAUAUUUUACCGGUCAUGCCUAUCUUAAAUUAUGCUGCUUGACUCAGAACUCAUUAUAGCAUGUUUGCAAUUGUUACCAUUGUUAUGUAACUCUCAAUAGAUCAGAAAUUAUGUAAUGGCAAAACAUGCCUUGUGGGAUACGCUUUCACAUUGGCAGCCUCAGAGACUGUACAGAAAACGUAAUUUGGCCAUUGCUUUACUUAUAACUUACAUCUUCAUCUGCUGAGUGAUGUCUGUUCCCAGGCUAGGAUGCAGAUGGAUGUAAUGCUGUCUGGCCUGUACAAAGGACCCACCUUUUGUAAAACACUGUCAAUAAUACUAAUAAUAAUGCCUUGUCACUACACUCUGUGUGUAGAGCGCCCUCUAUCAGAUGUACCCAUGCACUAUAGGCUGGGAGUGGUGAAGGAUAGUCCCUCUAUUAAUAAUAAGUCACUCUGAACAAAAAAAACAUGUGCAUGUGUCUGAUGGUUUUCUGUGCAAGUGAUUAGAAUAUGCAAUGGGUAAACAACAUACAGUUCAGCACAAUGCAAUACAAUAAAUACUCAGCAAAACAUUA